AUGGCUCUAGUGGAUGGGUGCUGGCGGCAAACAAUUGGCGAGGGGUUGUUGACAACGAUGAUUGUGAUUGAUUCACUGCACUGGAAACAACGCGAUAAACCAAGAAGCACAAGAAAUGGCAGAUCCACGUUUGGUAAAGAGAUAUGCAACCUAGACCCAGGAGCAGGAAUGAGAAAGAAUGGCAGCCAGGUCCAGGUAAAUAAAAUGAUCCACCCCCAGCCAUCUUUGUUUCGUUCGCGCAAGAAAGAUGUGGCUGGAGUGAGGACACCAAUCGCCAGCAGGCAUGGCAACACGAGAAUUAUGUACAGAUUACAUACAAUGGCAUUCAGCUUUUCUGCAACGAACAAAGAUGGUUGGGGUAGGGUUGAUGGGUGA
Molecule: messenger RNA, 375 nt
Organism: Histoplasma mississippiense
Lineage: Eukaryota; Fungi; Ascomycota; Eurotiomycetes; Onygenales; Ajellomycetaceae
Exons: 1
Coding region: 1-375 (124 amino acids)
Source: RefSeq, a predicted model, not a curated record